This is a messenger RNA of Gossypium raimondii (Peruvian cotton), 1923 nucleotides long. RefSeq names its product E3 ubiquitin-protein ligase XBAT33. Gene Ontology annotation, molecular function: protein binding. The transcript is spliced from 10 exons. The coding region runs from base 238 to 1773 and encodes 511 amino acids. Gene Ontology annotation, cellular component: nucleus; cytoplasm. Lineage: Eukaryota; Viridiplantae; Streptophyta; Magnoliopsida; Malvales; Malvaceae. The record is from RefSeq and is a predicted model, not a curated record.
CAAAAAGAAAAGAAAAUAAACAAACAAACAAAUAGAAAAGAAAAUCCCUCUGCAACCAUUUUUAUUUACAUUUUUAAUUUUUUUUAUUUGAAUUAUGUUCUACGACAGUUGACCUAAUUUGAAUCCCCAUACUGAAGAAGAAGAAGAAGAAGAAGAAAGAACACCAAAAAAAAAACUUCAGUAAAUCGUAAAAACAGAUACUUUAGUGAAGAGGGAGAGGCAAAGAGGUGAAUCAAAAUGGGGAAUUCAUUUGGGUGCUCAGCUUCAGGGGAGAGAUUAGUGUCGGCGGCGAGAGAUGGGGAUUUAGAAGAAGCUAAGAUGCUUUUGAAUUGCAAUCCAUGUCUCGCUAAAUAUUCCACUUUCGGUGGCCUUAAUUCUCCUCUUCAUUUCGCUGCUGCUAAAGGCCACAAUGAGAUUGUUGCUUUAUUGCUCGAGAAUGGAGCUGAUGUUAACUCCAGGAAUUACUGUGGACAGACGGCAUUGAUGCAAGCAUGUAGAUAUGGGCGCUGGGAAGUUGUACAAACCCUUCUGCUUUUCAGAUGCAAUGUUACGAGAGCAGAUUAUCUAAGUGGGAGAACGGCUCUACAUUUUGCUGCUGUAAAUGGACAUGUAAGAUGCAUAAGACUAGUUGUUGCUGAUUUUGUUCCUAGUGCUUCUUUUGAAGCUAUAAACACCCAAAUAGAAUGUGAAAGAGGGGAUUCUGGUGUGAAGAACAAAAAUGAUCAGAGUGCAUUGUCAAGGUUUGUGGAUAAGGCAGCCGAUGGUGGGAUUACUGCUCUUCAUAUGGCUGCAUUAAAUGGGUAUUUUGAUUGUGUACAACUUUUAUUAGACCUUCAAGCCAAUGUCUCUGCGGUCACAUUUCAUUUUGGAACAUCAGUGGAUUUGAUAGGGGCUGGAAGCACUCCUUUGCAUUAUGCUGCUUGUGGGGGAAACUUGAAAUGCUGCCAGAUCCUUCUAGCAAGAGGAGCCAGUAGAAUGACUUUGAAUUGCAACGGGUGGCUGCCGCUUGAUGUUGCCAGGAUGUGGGGUCGUCAUUGGCUUGAGCCCUUGUUGGCACCUAAUUCCGACUCAACUAUACCAAGAUUUCCUUUAUCCAACUACUUGUCCUUGCCUCUUUUGAGUGUACUCAACAUAGCAAGAGAAUGUGGGUUGCAGUCCUCAACAACCUCCUCGGAUGAUGUCGAUACUUGUGCCGUCUGCCUUGAGAGAGCAUGUAGUGUUGCUGCUGAAGGGUGCGGGCAUGAGUUAUGCGUAAGGUGUGCACUCUAUCUAUGCUCAACAAGCCACAUUCCGUCCAACAUGGUUGCCCCAACAGGUUCUAUUCCAUGCCCUCUCUGUAGACACGGCAUCCUCUCAUUUGUCAAGUUGCCGAGUUCGCCAAUAAAAGAAAUCAAGCUACAGCUUUCCUUCGGCCUAUGUACACCAUGCAUGCUUCAUCCCCGUGAUGCAGAUUGCCCAUCACCAACUUCAGAGAUCAGAAAGAAUCGUGUUUCAUCGGUCUCUUCAGACAUUUUCUGUCCAGUUACCUGUAGCCCAUUUCCUUCUGUCGCCAUCCCUUUAUGCACCUGCAACGACAGUCCUUGCCCCUCUUUCGAACAUCGAGAGACAACAGCAGAAACACAAGAAGAAUCCCCCAGACGUUCACAAGCAACAUCUAUAGAACAGGAUAAACUUGAAGGACCGAGACUAGAGAGAACAACCUGUUCAAGCAUGUUUUGGGGCAGAAGGAGCUGUAGUAGAGAGCAUCAAUGCAAUUCAGAAAUAAAUGCUUGAUUUGGUUUUUCUUCCAUUGUUUGAUCUUUAUGUUCUACAAAAAAAAAAAAAAAAAGGUCUUGGGUUCCAUUUAUAUCACAAUGGGGUUUUUGGGUUGUAUUAUGUAAUUAUUACGAGUUGAAAUUUAUUUAGUGUUAAAUCUUAUAAAAA